AUGCCGUACACCAAAGAAAAGGUUCCAAUACAAAAUCCUCAAGAAAAUGCUAUCGUCAUUUCCUUUUCUAUUCAUUACAUUACGCAAUAUGGUCAAGAACUUUAUGUAAAUUUGGAUGACUACACUUGUAAAAAACUGACAUGGACCAGUGGUCAUAUCUGGAAGGGGACAAUUACUCUUGUACGGCCUCGGACAUUAAAAUGGUCAUAUUCUUUACUUUGUGGUGAAAUUGUAUUGAGAAGGGAGGAGUUAAGAUGCCCAAGGAUAUAUUCUUUGGAUGAUAUUCACAAGUAUUACCAUAUUUAUGAUAGGUGGGAUAAUCCCCAGUCAAGUGUUUCUCCAUUGACUUUUGGGGCAUUACCUUUAAGUGAUGAAAAAACGUUUAGCUCAAAUAAUGAGGGAGGGUAUUUUUCUCCACGGUCUUCUCGUUAUAUCACCUCAAUUUAUGUUACACCAAAAAAAGUAAAAGACACUAACUCUGAUGAUGAUAACUAA
Messenger RNA from Entamoeba nuttalli P19, 495 nucleotides. RefSeq lists its product as hypothetical. The coding region runs from base 1 to 495 and encodes 164 amino acids. The transcript is spliced from 3 exons. NCBI's taxonomy places the organism in Eukaryota, Evosea, Mastigamoebida, Endamoebidae. Gene Ontology annotation, molecular function: carbohydrate binding. The record is from RefSeq and is a predicted model, not a curated record.